Messenger RNA from Rhea pennata, 1220 nucleotides. Its product is annotated as centrin-2. NCBI's taxonomy places the organism in Eukaryota, Metazoa, Chordata, Aves, Rheiformes, Rheidae. Gene Ontology annotation, molecular function: calcium ion binding. Bases 44 to 562 code for a protein of 172 amino acids. Gene Ontology annotation, biological process: centriole replication; mitotic cell cycle; nucleotide-excision repair. The record is from RefSeq and is a predicted model, not a curated record. The transcript is spliced from 5 exons. Gene Ontology annotation, cellular component: centrosome; centriole.
GCUGCGGAGGGCCGAAGCCGCCCUAACGGCACGAGCUGCCGGGAUGGCCUCUAGCUUUAAGAAGCCCUCGCUGGGAGCCGCGUCCCAGAGGAAGAAAGCGAGUCCCAAGCUGGAGCUCACUGAGGACCAGAAGCAGGAGAUCCGGGAGGCCUUUGACCUGUUUGACACAGAUGGCAGCGGCAACAUAGAUGUUAAGGAGUUAAAGGUAGCCAUGAGAGCACUAGGGUUUGAACCAAAAAAAGAAGAGAUCAAGAAAAUGAUAUCAGAUAUUGAUAAGGAAGGAACAGGAAAAGUCAGUUUCAAUGACUUCUUGGUGGUGAUGACACAGAAAAUGGCUGAAAAAGAUUCCAAAGAGGAGAUUCUAAAAGCUUUCAAACUCUUUGAUGAUGAUGAAACUGGCAAAAUCUCUUUCAAAAACCUCAAACGUGUAGCCAAAGAACUGGGGGAAAAUCUCACAGAUGAAGAGCUGCAGGAAAUGAUUGAUGAAGCAGACAGAGAUGGAGAUGGCGAAGUGAAUGAGCAAGAAUUCUUGCGGAUCAUGAAGAAGACCAGCCUUUACUGAAACUGAAGUUUGUUUGUUUUUGCACGUAUGCAUAUAUGUGCCUCACUUUUUUUCCAGUCUUUUAUUUCUUUUGAGGUAACAAAUAAGUUAGGUCAAUAUUUUUUUCAAGUGGAUAAUCUUAAAUUCUUGUCUGUGUUACAGUUACCAACGGCUAAACUGUUUACAUAUAGAAACACAGUUGCUUCUUUGUGCUUGUAAGAUUUUAUAUUGUUAUGAUUUAGAUACACAAAUUGCAUUUUCAGUGACAGUAUUCAAAUUCUUAUUUGACUAAAAACCAUGUGUCAAAUGCUUAUGGCUUGGUUAAGAGAGGGCUCAAGACUAGAUAGUGUAAAUCUGUAUUUCCCACCAGCUGAAGUGGGAUUUUGGUCUAACGUCUUGGUUUGGACUCAGCUAAAGUAAAUUCUUUGUAUGAUGUGUUUGCGAAGAUCAGCUUUUUUUACUCUGUCUUAUGGAGAUUAUUCUCUUCCUCCUUUUUAAUAUGUUCUUUAAACUGAAAAAAGUAAGUAGAUAGAGUGGUACCACUUAGUUUACUGCUAUUCAAUUCACAAGUUCGAAGAAAUUUCUGAAAAAAAAGAGAAAGUUAUCAGUUCUGAUGAUUGAGGCUCUGUAUAUUUGGGGGAAUAUUCAGUGGCUUGUAUUUAAAAUAAAGUUUCUCAUU